Aplosporella prunicola CBS 121167 is the source of this 919-nucleotide messenger RNA. RefSeq lists its product as uncharacterized. The transcript has a single exon. Bases 186 to 830 code for a protein of 214 amino acids. NCBI's taxonomy places the organism in Eukaryota, Fungi, Ascomycota, Dothideomycetes, Botryosphaeriales, Aplosporellaceae. Gene Ontology annotation, biological process: superoxide metabolic process. Gene Ontology annotation, molecular function: superoxide dismutase activity; metal ion binding. The record is from RefSeq and is a predicted model, not a curated record.
AUGCUGGACCGCCUGUCCACCAUGACUGCAGGUGCGCCUCCUCCUUCUCCUCCACCACACGAGACACCCCAAGCUGAGAACUGCAUGACGCGCUAGACACGACGCUCGAACGCGACCAGCCGCAAUCGGUGCUGCUGCAAGUGGCGCGCCUGCCCCAGCUGGCCGCAACCUUCAACUACGCCUCGAUGGCCUACAACAACCACAUGUUCUUCCGCACGCUGGCGCCGCAAACGGUGCCCAUCCCCGCCGAGCUAAACGACGCGCUGCUGGGCUCCUUCUCGUCCAUCGAGACGCUGAAGGCCGACUUCCUCGCAACCGCAAACGCCAUGUUCGGCCCGGGCUUCGUGUGGCUCGUCUACCAGCGCCGCGCGCAGCAGACGGGCGCCGGUGCCUUCCGCAUCCUGCCCACGUACCUGGCCGGCUCGCCCCUCAGCGAGGCCCACUGGCGCCAGCAGCCCGUCGACAUGAACACGCAGAACGCGAUGAGCGUGGGCGGCCUGUCGGGCGUCGAUUUUGCCGCCCAGCAGCACCAGCAGCAGCACCAGCAGCAGGGCGACGCGCACGGCACUGCUGGCGGCUUUGGGCCCCACAGCCUUGCCGGCAAGGAGGCCCGCAGGCGCGCUCCUGGCGGCGCCGAUGUCCACCCCGUUCUUUGCGUUAAUACGUGGGAGCAUGUCUGGCUCCAGGACUAUGGCAUCGAUGGCAAGGCCGACUUCCUCGAGAACUGGUGGGACCGCAUCAACUGGAACGAGGUGCACGCCCUCACGCCCCCCGACGCCAUGAAGGGCGGCCGCUUGACUGGCGGCGUGUUUAACGCUAUUGGGGUGUAAAAGUGGGCGACUAGGGCGCGAGCUAUGGAGUGAGUCGAGGUGGUGGUGGUGGUGGUGGGAGGGCGGCUGCGUGGGCGGGGGGAGAGCGA